Molecule: messenger RNA, 801 nt
Organism: Acanthosepion pharaonis
Lineage: Eukaryota; Metazoa; Mollusca; Cephalopoda; Sepiida; Sepiidae
Source: the annotation of a GenBank genome assembly
AUGUUUUUUCUCUUUUCUAUCUAUAUUUCUUUUUUUUUGCCAUUUCUAUUAACACAUUUUUUUCCCUCCCAUUAUUUUUAUUCCUUCAUCAACCUGCUUUCUUUCCUUUUUGAUUUAUUUUCUAUUUUGUCCUUUAUUUUAAUCGUAUUCCAGUCAUUAUUUUUCUUUUCUUUUUUUUUAUCUUUCUCUUUCAUUUCUCUUUUAUCUUUAUCUCAUUCAUCUUUUAUUUUCCAUCUUCAUCUUUUUUCUUAUCAUUCAUUGUGUUUCUCUUUUUUCGAUUUUUUCUUUUCACGUGUUUUUCUUUUUUUCACUUCUUUCUUUUUCGUUUUUCUCUCUUUUUCGUUUUCUCUUUUUCCGUUUUUCUCUUUUUUGCUUUUCUCUCUUUUUCCGUUUUUCUCUCUUUUUCGUUUUCUCUUUUUCCGUUUUUCUCUCUUUUUUUUCGUUUUUCUCUCUUUUUCCGGUUUUCUCUUGUCUUUCCUUUUUUUCUUUCAUCUUUCCUUUUUUUCUUUCAUCUUUCUCUUUUUUCUUUCAUCUUUCUCUUUUUUUCGUCUUUUUUCUACAGGCCCAUUUUUUAAACUAAUUCAAUUUCAUCAUACUUUUGUAUUUUUUCUUCUCUCACCUUUUCAUUUUUUAAAAAAUUUGUUUGUUCUUAUCUCUUUUUCUUAUUUCUUUGUUUGCACACCUUCUUUAUUUCUUUCUUCUUUUUCUCCUUCUUUUUAUUUUGGCAAACUUUUUAAUGCUGACUCAUUUUCCUCAUGUUUUUGUAUUUUUUCUUCUCUCUCUCUUUUUAUUCAUAUUUAA